This is a messenger RNA of Trypanosoma conorhini, 2094 nucleotides long. RefSeq lists its product as uncharacterized. The record is from RefSeq and is a predicted model, not a curated record. Bases 1 to 2094 code for a protein of 697 amino acids. The transcript has a single exon. NCBI's taxonomy places the organism in Eukaryota, Euglenozoa, Kinetoplastea, Trypanosomatida, Trypanosomatidae. Gene Ontology annotation, molecular function: protein binding.
AUGUCUCAUGUCUCUAUUGAUGAUGUCUACAUUCAUGAAUUGGCGCGUGCGCACGAGUCUCCCCUCAAUGCCUCCAGCACUGUUCAUCGCCGCUGGGGGUCUGCGUCCAUUACUUUUGGUGGAGCACGUGCAACUUUUUUAGAGACUUCUCCACGGCCGCAAUCUGCGGUUCUUGCUGUCGCCGGUGCGUGCAGCGAGAGCACGGCGAUCGCGGCACAGAUGGAGUUUGAGAGAAUUGGUGCAGGCGAAGAGGCACCGUAUACGUCGUACCUUUUCUCGCCUGAGGCGCGCAUUGUGGACCUGAGCAUGUUGCCUGUGGCCACAGACAAGAAUCGUGAGAGUGACAGGCAUAAGGUUGCUGUGGAUGCUGCUGGAGGGGAUGGGUGCACGCGGGUGUGUUUCUCCCCGGAGGGGGAUUCUUAUAUUGUGGGCACGGAGCGGGGCAAGCUGUGGUUUGUGCAGGUAACUCUCAACCCGGGCGGUGCCAUCGCAACCACCGCUGCGGCGCCGCUUCUGCUUCAGGGCCACAGCGGUGCCGUGACGGAUAUCGCCUUUGAUGACGUGGGCACAUGCUUUGCUUCGGCGGGGGCGGACGCCUGCGUUAUAUUGUGGAGCCAGCGAACGCCGACCAAAGUGCGUCGCAUCAACACCGAUGGUGUCGUGCCUGCCGCGGUUCGAUUUAUGCCGAAGAACAACAACUAUCUCCUCGUCUCGCUCCCGCAGCAUCAUCUGCUUCGACUAUACAACAGCUCCACCGGGUUUCCCGUGACGCGCAAGGGGCAGCUCAUACGUGUGGAGGCUACCGCGUUGGCAAUGGAGCCCUGCGCCGACCCCUUUCUCUUUUUGGGCGACGCGCACGGGGCCAUCACCGUUUGGCGGUAUCGCGUGAGCCGCGUUGACGCUGUGGCAUGCCCCUCCGUCGUGACCGAGGACGCAAAGGAAGCAAGGCAGCGAGGGCAGCCAAACAAGAGUUCUCAGCCAUCGCCGCCAGAAGCUACUUCUUCCUCCACGCCACCGCCAGCUGCGGCAGCAGCAGCAGCGCCGGUAACAUCGUUGUUGCAUACGGCCGCCAUGGCGGUCGAACAGUCCGCCAUUAGAGCGCGCAUCGAACAUGAACGGCGGCAUGAGCUCAUGCCUGCCGCAGUAGUUGAGGGUCAGCCGCAAUUUGAGAAAAUAGCGGGGUGCGUUGUAGAGAAGGGGGCACCCGUGGCGUCAUUGGUGGUAAGUUCAAUGAAUCACCAACAGCUUCAUUGCCUUUUACGUGCCCAGCAGACGGGCCAGGAACUUCCUGAGAGAAGCACCGUCAAAAAGUGGGCGGCGGCUGCACUUGGAGCAGGAUGGCCACGCAAUAAAGGAAAUAAGCUGGCUGUCCAAACAGGUGCUAAAAUUUCAGCCCGAUCGGCUUAUGCCGUGAUGUUGCUCGCCUCAUUUCCGCGGGAUCGAUUGGUAAUACUUUCCGUUCAAUCAAGCAAAUCCACUUCUCGGGAAUACAAGCUGAUCCCUAUGUUAAUGGUGACAGGCGCAUGCCGUAUCCGCCAAAUGUGGGUAGGCACUUCUUUUUGUGCGGACAAUGUACGCUGCCCUACAAUCUCGUGUACCUGCGGCGAAGGGUUUGUUCACAUUAUCGCCUGCACCCCAGCACGCCCAUUGGCUAUGGAGGAGGAAACUGUGAAGAGAAAUUGUCUCACUACCUCCAAGCCGGUUCAAUGGAGCAUCAUGGCAACUCUGCCGGUGCCGUGCGGCGGUGUCCCACGCAGUUUGGCGUGGUCGCCCGAUAUGAGGCUUCUUGCGGCGGUGACGGAAGAAGGCAUGCUGUACGAGUGGCGGCGCGUGCAGUUGCAACACGGCGAGUUUUGGCGCAGCGGCAAGGGGCCUUGUCAGGAUGAUGACGACUCAACUGGUGGGCCCCGCACGCUGGAUGAGGCGGAAGAAUGGCGUAUUUGCCUGCAGCGGAGACGAGAACGACAAAUGCGCCGCUACCGCGCCCGCGGUAGAACCGGUGACUCUCGCGACAGCUCAUUGAGCGGCUUGGACGACUGGUGGGAGAGAAGCGGGGAUUCCAUGAGCCAAAGUUCGGGGCGGUCUCCCAGGUAA